AUUGCCGCCACCGCCGCCGAGUGAGGAUAAACGGCCGACGCCCGCGACCCGCUCCGCUUAUAGCUGAUAGGCGUUGCGAGCGACGAGUAGGACGACGACGACUACAACGAUACACGCUCUCUUGCUCGCCAUCAUUCGUGCCAACGCUCCGUUGACGUCCACACCUAUUGCGUCGCGCCGACCGAUACGCCGUCUCCUCAGUACAACGCACUCGUGGCCUAGUCCUAAGUCUCGUAAAAUUCGUCAUCUCCUCACGUGCUCCGCUCGAGAUUUUUAGAGAUGAACUUGCCGCCACCGCCACCAUAUCCGAUGAACCCACGUGGCCGCUGCCGCUCCAUUAGACGUUUCUGCCCGAGUGCCGGUCCAGAUAAAGGAAAGAGCCUGCUAACCACGAUUCCAGAGUACAUAGUUAACAAACAGAGUGAUGAAUAUCAGACAUUUGCUUGGACAAUAUUACAACAGUCAAUUUCUAAUUUAAUACAACAAGUAACUUCAGAAGACAAGGCCAGGGAAAUUGCAAAAAAAAUUUUACGUUUAAAUAUAAUGCGUGGUAAAGGCUUAAUUUGCAAGUAUAUUAUGGCUAUUCAGUUAUCUUCGACCGAUAAAACUCACAUCUACGCUUUGUUUAUUUCUCUUAUCUAUCUUGAGUUUCCAGACGUUGGAGGGUUACUCUUGGUACGUUGUCUUGAGCAGUUCAGAUUUACAAAUGAAACAAAAGAAAAAUGUGAUUAUUUAACAGCAACUCUAUUUAUGUCAUACUUGAUUAUUUACGAAGUAGUUUCACCGCUAAUGGCUGUUAAAUUAUUAACGAUGUUCGUCAAGAUACCGACACAGGAUUCAAUUGAAGCAGCAUUUGUGAUUCUAAAUACAUGUGGACAUAAAAUGAAUAAGGAACAUAAAAAUGAACUCAUAAGCCUUAUAAAUUUAGGGUACAAUACUCCGGUGUACAACAUGCAGUUUGCUAUAAAGAUUCGACGUAUGAUAAAAAUAAUAUUGGACACUAUUUCGCUUAAACAUGUAUUAAAAUUCAAAAAGCAAACAAAAAAAUUCAGAACGCCUUUUAAUAUUCCUUUGAUAAAUAAUAUUGAUCCAGAGUAUAAUUUGGACUAUUACUAUUAUGACCCCAAUUAUGCGUCUACUGAAGAACUGUACGAAUUAUUUCGUACACAAGUUCUAGAAUCUGAUGAUAAAGAUGAAUACAUAUUAAUGUAUGAUCCUGAAACCUACGGUAAAAAAAACAAGAAGAAAAAUAGAUUUGUGAUUAAGUACUCGGGAAAUCCAAAAAUAGAUAAACACUCGAAAUCAUUAAAAGAAUUACUAAAAAUCAUACUGGACUCAUCAACAUUUAAGUAUGAAAAUUGUGCUUCGCAAUUGAUGCAAGUUAAAUUGAAACCUGGCCAAGAAAUGGAAAUUUGCGUUUUGUUUUUUGAACUUUGCUUUGAGCGUAAUUCAUAUAGUGAGCAUCUUGGACAUAUUACACAAAUAUUUUGUCAGCUAAACAGAUUUUUAAUUGGACCACUUGAGAAAUUGUUUGUUGACACCUACAAUAUUGUCAACAGUUUCGACACGAUAAAAUUACAUAAUAUUGCAAAAUAUUUUGCUCAACUUCUGUACAGUGAUGUAAUUUCUUGGAAGGUUUUGUCAGCUAUACAACUGGAUGAAGUUGAAACAACAGCUUCUACUGCUGAUUUUGUCAAGCAUUUGUUUCUCGAGUUGUACGAACAUAUGGGACAAAAACAAUUGAAUGAACGCAUUGAGGAUCCUUCUUUAAAAAAUGCGUUUGAAGGAAUUUUUUUUGGAAAUAAACAUUACAACCCAAACUUUUCCAUUGAAUUGUUUUCAUCUAUUGGUUUGGUUGGCUUGAUUGAUACAUUCGAAAACUCAUUAAUUUUCUAAUCCAAUUAAUAAUUUUGAGUGGCUACAAUCGUUGACAUUGGGUAUUUACAUAUUGGCUGCAAAAAUUACGUACAACGAUUCAACUUCAUCUAUUCACUUGUUAAAAUGUAACUGAAGUUUUUUUUAUGAUAUAAUUAACUUUUAUAGUACAAAAUAUAUUUACUUAAUUUUAAA
Molecule: messenger RNA, 2070 nt
Organism: Aphis gossypii (cotton aphid)
Lineage: Eukaryota; Metazoa; Arthropoda; Insecta; Hemiptera; Aphididae
Product: pre-mRNA-splicing factor CWC22 homolog
Exons: 11
Coding region: 280-1896 (538 amino acids)
Molecular function (GO): RNA binding; protein binding
Source: RefSeq, a predicted model, not a curated record